GCACACGCACACGCGCACACACACACAUUCGGGCGCGCACACACGCAGCCGGCACAGGCGGCGGCGGCGGCGGCUGCUGCCCGAGUCAGGACGAACCUCUCUAGGUACCGUCUUGAGAAGGCGGCAGCGGCGGCGGCGGCGGCAGCGGCGGCGGCAGCGGCAGCAGCCCGAGCAUCCCUGCUCAAUCCGAGAGGGAGCACCGCCGAGAGUUCCCGUCCCCUCGGCCAUUCCCUUCCCCCCUCCUUUUCUUUAUUUGCGGGAGAAUUUCAGCUGCCUUAUUGAUUUCAUUUGAUUUGGAACAUUUUUGGUUGCUUUUGUGUGUGUGUGUGCGUGUGUGUGUGUGUGUGUGUGUGCGCGCUUUUUUUUUUUUUUCUUUCCUCAUUUUAUUUGCAUCCAGAGCAUGGCGGGCUGCGGGCUGUCAGAAGACACCUUCUCCUUCUUUUACAACUACGACUCCUCCUGGGAAACCCCUUCCAACCAGGUUUUUUGCGAAAAUCAGUGAACUAAUAUUGGUAAAAUUGGAGCCCCAUGGAUGAAGGGUACUUUUGUGCUGCUCUGGUUGGUGAAGACCAGCCUCUUUGCCCCGAUCUUCCUGAACUUGAUCUUUCUGAACUUGAUGUGAAUGACUUGGAUACAGACAGCUUUCUGGGUGGACUGAAGUGGUGUAGUGACCAAUCAGAAAUCCUAUCGAACCAGUACAACAAUGAGCCUGCGAACAUCUUUGAGAAGAUAGAUGAAGAGAAUGAGGCAAACUUGCUAGCAGUCCUCACAGAGACACUGGACAGUCUCCCGGUGGAUGAAGACGGAUUGCCCUCAUUUGAUGCACUGACAGAUGGAGACGUGACCACUGACAACGAGGCCAGUCCUUCCUCCAUGCCUCACGGCACCCCUCCACCUCAGGAGGCAGAAGAGCCGUCUCUACUCAAGAAGCUCUUACUGGCACCAGCCAACACUCAGCUGAGCUACAAUGAAUGCAGCGGUCUUAGCACUCAGAACCAUGCAAACCACAACCACAGGAUCAGAACAAGCCCUGCAGUUGUUAAGACCGAGAAUUCAUGGAGCAAUAAAGCGAAGAGCAUUUGUCAACAGCAAAAGCCACAAAGACGUCCCUGCUCAGAGCUUCUCAAGUAUCUGACCACAAGCGAUGACCCUCCUCACCCCAAACACGCAGAAAACAGGAACAGCAGCAGAGACAAAUGCUCCGCCAAAAAGAAGCCCCACACACAAUCCCAGUCGCACCAUGCACAAGCCAAACCAACAACUUUAUCUCUUCCUCUGACCCCAGAGUCACCAAAUGACCCCAAGGGUUCCCCAUUUGAGAACAAGACUAUUGAACGAACCUUAAGUGUGGAACUCUCUGGAACUGCAGGCCUAACUCCACCCACAACUCCUCCUCAUAAAGCCAACCAAGAUAACCCUUUCAGGGCUUCUCCGAAGCUGAAGUCCUCUUGCAAGACUGUGGUGCCACCGCCGUCAAAGAAGGCCCAGUACAGUGAGUGUUCUGGUCCCCAAGGCAGUCACUCCACCAAGAAAGGGCCAGAGCAAUCCGAGUUGUACGCACAGCUCAGCAAGUCCUCAGUGCUCAGCAGGGGACACGAGGAAAGGAAGACUAAGCGGCCCAGCCUUCGGCUGUUUGGUGACCAUGACUACUGUCAGUCAGUCAAUUCCAAAACGGAUAUACUCAUUAACAUAUCACAGGAGCUCCAAGACUCUAGACAACUAGACUACAAAGAUGCCUCCAAUGACUGGCAGGGGCACAUUUGUUCUUCCACAGAUUCAGACCAGUGCUACCUGAGAGAGACUUUGGAGGCCAGCAAGCAGGUCUCUCCUUGCAGCACCAGAAAACAGCUUCAAGACCAGGAAAUCCGAGCCGAGCUGAACAAGCACUUCGGUCAUCCCAGUCAAGCUGUUUUUGACAAUGAAGCAGACAAGACCAGUGAACUGAGGGGCGGUGAUUUCAGUAAUGAACAAUUCUCCAAACUACCUGUGUUUAUUAAUUCAGGACUAGCCAUGGAUGGUCUGUUUGACGACAGCGAAGAUGAAAGUGAUAAACUGAGCUACCCUUGGGAUGGCACGCAGUCCUACUCAUUGUUUGAUGUGUCCCCUUCUUGCUCUUCUUUUAACUCUCCGUGUCGAGAUUCAGUGUCACCACCCAAAUCCUUAUUUUCUCAAAGACCCCAAAGGAUGCGCUCUCGUUCAAGAUCCUUUUCUCGACACAGGUCAUGUUCCCGGUCACCAUAUUCCAGGUCAAGAUCAAGGUCCCCAGGCAGUAGAUCCUCUUCAAGGUCCUGUUACUACUAUGAAUCAAGCCACUACAGACACCGCACCUACCGAAACUCUCCCUUGUAUGUGAGAUCACGUUCAAGAUCACCCUACAGCCGUAGGCCCAGGUAUGACAGCUAUGAGGCCUAUCAGCAUGAAAGGCUGAAGAGGGAAGAGUACCAUAAAGAGUAUGAGAAGAGAGAAUCUGAAAGGGCCAAGCAGAGGGAGAGGCAGAAGCAGAAAGCCAUUGAAGAACGGCGUGUGAUUUACGUUGGUAAAAUCAGACCUGACAUAACGCGGACAGAACUGAGGGACCGCUUUGAAGUUUUUGGUGAAAUUGAGGAAUGCACAGUAAAUCUGCGGGAUGAUGGAGACAACUAUGGUUUCAUCACCUACCGUUACACCUGUGAUGCUUUCGCUGCUCUUGAAAACGGAUAUACUUUACGCAGGUCGAACGAAACUGACUUCGAGCUGUACUUUUGUGGACGCAAGCAGUUUUUCAAGUCUAACUAUGCAGACCUAGAUUCAAACUCAGAUGACUUUGACCCUGCUUCCGCCAAGAGCAAGUACGACUCUCUGGAUUUUGAUAGUUUACUGAAAGAAGCUCAGAGAAGCUUGCGCAGGUAACAUGUUCCCUGGCUGAGGAUGACAGAAAGAUGGUGAAUACCUCACGGGACAGCGUGUCCAUCCCCAACAGACUCUUACAAGUCAUACUUAGAACUUCUCCUACUUACGCUCUCUGUACAAAAACAAAGCAAAGCAAAGCAAACAUACAACAACACAAGAACAAGAGCAAUGGUUUACAUGAACAGAGCUGCUGAAGAGGCAAGAGACAGAAUGAUUUCCUGUAAGCACAUGUUUAUUCAAGGGUGUCAGCUUUGCUUUCCCUGGAGGCUCUUGUGACUGACAGAGUGAGUGAGUGUGUGUGUGUGUGUGUGUGUGUGUGUGUAUGUGGUGUGUGGUGCGUGUGCGCGCAUGCUCACUGGGAGGGGGAAGUAGCGUGUGCAUAUGUGAGGACUGGGGCACCUGACCAGAACAAGCAAGGGCAAACCACUUCAAAUGGCAGCAGUUCCAUGAAGACAUACGUAAAACCUAGAACUUCAAAAUGUUCAUAUUCUAUACAAAAGGAAAAAUAUAAAUAUAUAUAUAAAUUUAAAAGGAAAGAAAACUCACAAACCACCCUAAAAUGACACUGCUGAUGUCUGUCGUCAGCCUCCGUACUGUCUUUUAAGAAAGUGCAAAACCAACUUACAGCAAGCUUUCUCUCUUAAUGCAAUGAUUCUCUGACAAUCCCGAAGAAACCACAGGUUCCAUAGAACUAAUAUCCUGUCUUUCUCUCUGUCUUCUUUUUCUUUUUCCUUUUGCCAUGGAAUCUGGGUGGGAGAGGAUACCGCAAGCACCAGAUGCUAAACUUUCCUAACAUUUUGAAGUUUCUGUAGUUCGUCCUUUGUCCUGACAUUCAUGUAAAUGUCCAAAAUGUUGCUCUUCCACUGCAAAUUUUAAAAAGCCUUGUCAUUGGUCAAGUGGGGAGCGUGUUCAGCAGUUCUUUCUGAGGAGCGGACGCGGUGUUGCAUUACUACUGAGAGUUGAGUAGAACUCUCUGGAUGUGUUCAGAUAGUGUAAUUGCUACAUUCUCUGAUGUAGUUAAGUAUUUACAGAUGUUAAAUGGAGUAUUUUUAUUUUAUGUACAUACGAUAAAACUAUGUUCUUUUUUGUUACAGCUAUGCACUGUAAAUGCAGCUUUCUUUUCAAAACUGCUAAAUUUUUCUUAAUCAAGAAUAUUCAAAUGUAAUUAUGAGGUGAAACAAUUAUUGUACACUAACCUAUUUAGAAGCUGAACUUACUGCUUAUAUAUAUUUGAUUGUAAAAAAAACAAAACAAAACAAAACAAAAGACAGUGUGUGUGUCCGUUGAGUGCAGCUACAACAAAUCACGCUUCACGCACAUCCGUCCCUUCUUAGGUGAGCUUCCAUCUAAACAUCUUGUGAACAAAUAAAUAUCCUAGGCCCCUAAAGCUGUUAACCACUUCUGUGAUAUUUUUCCACAUUUUCUUGUUGCUUGUUUUUCUUUGAAGUUUUAUACACUGGAUUUGUUAGGGGAAUGAAAUUUUCUCAUCUAAAAUUUUUCUAGAAGAUAUCAUGAUUUUAUGUAAAGUCUCUCAAUGGGGAACCAUUAAGAAAUGUUUUUAUUUUCUCUAUCAACAGUAGUUUUGAAACUAGAGGUCAAAAAAAUCUUUUUAAAAUGCUGUUUUGUUUUAAUUUUUAUGAUUUUAAUUUGAUACAAAAUGCUGAGGUAACAAUUACAGUAUGAUUUUUACAAUAAUUAAUGUGUGUCUGAAGACUAUCUUUGAAGCCAGUAUCUCUUUCCCUUGGCAGAGUAUGAUGAUGGUAUUUAAUCUGUAUUUUUUACAGUUAUGCAUCCUGUAUAAAUACUGAUAUUUCAUUCCUUUGUUUACUAAAGAGACAUAUUUAUCAGUUGCAGAUAGCCUAUUUAUUAUAAAUUAUGAGAUGAUGAGAAUAAUAAAGCCAGUGGAGACUUUGUACCCAGGAUGCAUGGCGCUUGUCAGGUUGGAGGGUAAGUUCUGCACUGGGGAAACAGCUCUCGCAGAAGCAAUGUUCCUACUACACUCGCAUGGCCUCCAACAUGUUCUUGAUGACAUUGCUUCUGCUAAAUUUAGUAAUAACAAUAAAAGAUCUUCAGAAAAACACCUCCGUUUUGAGCAUCAGGAUUUCAUCUGAGUGUGGAGUUCCUGCCAUGAAAGUCACAAAAGUUUGUAGUGUAUAAUCGAUUUCCAAAUUGAGAUCCAACUAUUGUUUGGCUGGCAUGACUCUUCCGGAAGAUGUGCUAGACCUACUAUGUAAUUGUUCUGUUCCUUUUCUCACCCAACAUGAUCUUACAAAAUGGGUUUCACCCCCAGGCUGAUGCAGCUAGUUUUGAUAGCUGUGUUCAUUUAUCACCAGCAUACUGUGUUCUGAGUGAAUCCACUGUCUGUCCUGUCGGAUGCUUGCGCAAGUUUUUGGCUUCUUAUUUCUAAGUAGAUAGAAAGCAAUAAAUAACUAUGAAAUAAAAGAACUUUGUUCACAGGUUCUGCGUUACAACAGUAACACAUCUUUAAUCCGCCUAAUCCUUGUUGUUCUGUAGGUUAAAUGCAGGUAUUUUAACUCUUUGUGAACGCCAAACUAAAGUUUACAGUCUUUCUUUCUGAAUUUUGAGUAUCUUCUGUUGUAGAAUACUAAUAAAAAAGACUAUUAAGAGCAAUAAAUUAUUUUUAAGAAAUCAAUAUUUAGUAAAUCCUGUUAUGUGUUUAAGGACCAGAUGCGUUCUCUAUUUUGCCUUUAAAUUUUUGUGAUCCAACUUUAAAUACAUUCUCUUUUUCGCCCUGGAUUGUGGACAUGAGUGAAAUACUUAGUUUCUUUUCUUACUUAUCAAAAGACAAUACUACAGAUUUCAUGUUGACGAUUAGUUCAUUUCCCCCACCCUCUGGUCUGACAAAUCUUGUUACCAUGAAGAUAGUUUUCCUCCUUGGAUUUCAAAUUGCAUCUAAAAUUAGUGAAGCUUUUGUAUCUUAAUGCAGACACUGUGGGUAGCCCAUCAAAAUAUAAACUGUAAGCUGUGUUCCUUCCAUUCUUAAUUCUUUUGAGAGAGAAUAUUUCCAAUGAACACAUGCACCCCACCAUCAUGGGAGGCAAAUUUCAGCAUAGAUCUCUAAGACUUUGAGAUAGAUGACUGUGGUUGUUGCCUUCGUGCUGUGGUAAGGACCACAUCUACAAUUUUGGUAACCGAACUGGUGCUUUAGAAAUGUGGGGUUUUUUUUUAAAGAGAUGUAGCAGAAUAUUUCUUCCAGUGCAACAAAAUCAAUUUUUGCUAAAGGACUCAGAACAACGGUUGGGCUGUCAACACUCAAAGCAGCAGAGGGAACUUGGCACUAUUGGGGUGUGAUGUUUGGGUCAGUUGAAAAAAGGAACCCGUUUCAUGCCUUUAGAUGUGAGCUAACAGUAGGUAAUGAUUAUGUGUCCUUUUUUGAAGGCUGUAACGAGAACUUCAAUCACUGUAGUCUAAGACCUGAUCUAUAGAUGACCUAGAAUAGCCAUGUAAUAUAAUGUGAUGAUUCUAAAUUUGUACCUAUGUGACAGACAUUUUCAAUAAUGUGAAAACUGCUGAUUUGAUGGAGCUACUUUAAGAUUUGUAGGUGAAAGUGUAAUAUUGUUGGUUGAACUAUGCUGAAGAGGGAAAGUGAGCGAUUAGAUGGGCCCUUGCUGGGCUCUUUUCCACCUGCCAAUUCUACAUGUAUUGUGGUUUUAUUCAUUGUAUGAAAAUUCCUGUGAUUUUUUUUAAUGUGCAGUACACAUCAGCCUCACUGAGCUAAUAAAGGGAAACGAAUGUUUCAAAUCUA
Nannospalax galili (Upper Galilee mountains blind mole rat) is the source of this 6655-nucleotide messenger RNA. It is a transcript of the gene Ppargc1a, whose product is annotated as PPARG coactivator 1 alpha. NCBI's taxonomy places the organism in Eukaryota, Metazoa, Chordata, Mammalia, Rodentia, Spalacidae. Gene Ontology annotation, biological process: positive regulation of transcription by RNA polymerase II. Gene Ontology annotation, cellular component: nucleus. Bases 529 to 2889 code for a protein of 786 amino acids. Gene Ontology annotation, molecular function: RNA binding; transcription factor binding. The record is from RefSeq and is a predicted model, not a curated record. The transcript has 14 exons.